This is a messenger RNA of Orbilia oligospora ATCC 24927, 1713 nucleotides long. RefSeq lists its product as uncharacterized. Gene Ontology annotation, biological process: protein phosphorylation; intracellular signal transduction; intracellular monoatomic cation homeostasis. The transcript is spliced from 2 exons. Gene Ontology annotation, molecular function: protein serine/threonine kinase activity; ATP binding. The record is from RefSeq and is a predicted model, not a curated record. Lineage: Eukaryota; Fungi; Ascomycota; Orbiliomycetes; Orbiliales; Orbiliaceae. Bases 1 to 1713 code for a protein of 570 amino acids.
AUGGCGACAAGUGCUGAGACCGAAAGCAAAUCCGAGGGCCCUUCCUCAUCGAAACCGCCUAAUUCGCGGACAUCUACAUCGAGUAGUCGCCUCGUCGAAAAGCUUAGUCGCAUUACCCCAUCCUCUUCUCCAAAACUAAAUGGUAUCGUUGCUCCAACGGCAGACUCGGCUUCCGAGCGUAGCCCUGGUGCUUCUACCAAGCAGUCCCCUGUCCUUGGGGCACAAUUGUCCAAGCAGUCUUCACCUGUCGAGCUCCCAGCUCCCGUUAUCCAAGCCCCUGUUCCACAGAAGCCGAAGAACUCGUUGCAACGAAUGUUCUCAAGGACCGGAAAGAAAGAAUCACUUGAGGUGACACCAAUUCACACCAACGCUUCUACACCCGUUAACGGCGAGAGGCCGUCCACGGAUCGUCAGACCAAUGGAGCCGACAAGAAAUCUGAUCUAAGAGGUCCUCUGAAGAAGAAUAGCAUCUCUGAAGAGUCAACAAAAGCUGUUACCAACAGCAAAACAAAAGAUGCCCUAAAACGCUUUGAGGGCCUACCUGAUGGCGGUCAUAUACAUCAGCUAAAAAGUGCCAAGAGACAAGAGAGGCUUUCCGAUAUGCUUCGUGAUCUUAUCCUUGGGAAGAGAAAGGACGACCUUCCCGAGAGUGACAACCUCAACUUAGUAUCCUCAUGGGUAGAACAAAUCAAGAACGAUAAAGACAAGUUGGCAACCGACAAAAAAGGUGGUCCAAGUAGUACAUCAACUUUGGUCGAAAAGUACGGUAAAUGUCAAGAGGUUGUCGGUCGCGGCGCGUUUGGUAUCGUCAGGAUAUCCCACAAAGCGGACCCAAACCACGAAGGCAAAGAACAACUGUAUGCCGUCAAAGAGUUCAGACGCCGACCACAAGAGUCUGCGAAGAGAUAUAAUAAACGUUUAACUUCUGAGUUCUGCAUCUCCUCCAGUCUCCGACAUCCAAAUGUUAUUCACACCUUGGAUCUCCUUCAGGACGCCAAGGGUGAUUACUGUGAAGUCAUGGAGUACUGUGCUGGAGGAGACCUGUACACUCUAAUCCUAUCUGCUGGUAAACUCGACUGUGCCGAAGCAGACUGCUACUUCAAGCAGCUUAUGCGUGGAGUUGAGUACAUGCACGAGAUGGGUGUUGCUCAUCGUGAUUUAAAACCAGAAAACUUGUUGCUCACAAGUCGUGGCGCCCUCAAGAUCACCGAUUUCGGAAACGGUGAGUGUUUCCGCAUGGCUUGGGAGAAAGAGGCUCACAAGACGUGCGGUCUUUGCGGCUCUGCCCCAUAUAUUUCACCAGAAGAGUAUAUAGAGAAGGAAUUUGACCCAAGAGCGGUUGAUGUCUGGGCUACCGGUGUCAUCUACAUGGCAAUGAGAACUGGCCGACACUUAUGGCGUGUCGCUAAGAGAGAUGAGGACGAGUUUUUCCAAAAGUACCUGGAAGGUCGCAAAGACGAGGCCGGGUAUGGGCCCAUCGAAAGUCUUCAUCGGGCUCGUUGCCGUAACGUCAUCUACUCAAUACUUGACCCCAAUCCAACCCGCCGUAUCACUGCUUCCCAGGUGUUGAAAUCCGAAUGGGGCAGAGAGAUCAAAGUUUGCCAGGCUGGUGAAGAAGGCGACAACCCAAGUGUGCGAAACCAUCAACCUCAUUCUUCUUCGACAACUGCCCCUACGGACGACGCAUUGAGCACCAAGCAAGUCAAAGCCUAA